Messenger RNA from Phanerochaete carnosa HHB-10118-sp, 2964 nucleotides. RefSeq lists its product as uncharacterized. The transcript is spliced from 11 exons. Gene Ontology annotation, molecular function: enzyme regulator activity. Gene Ontology annotation, cellular component: proteasome regulatory particle, base subcomplex; proteasome storage granule; nucleus. Lineage: Eukaryota; Fungi; Basidiomycota; Agaricomycetes; Polyporales; Phanerochaetaceae. The record is from RefSeq and is a predicted model, not a curated record. Gene Ontology annotation, biological process: regulation of protein catabolic process; proteasome-mediated ubiquitin-dependent protein catabolic process. Bases 1 to 2964 code for a protein of 987 amino acids.
AUGGUCCGCAUGCACUCAUCCGCCGCCGGCGUACUCGCUCUGCUUUCAGAGCCGGAGCCUCUGCUCCGCGAACACGCCCUCAGGUCUCUCAAUGGCCUCGUUCCCCAAUUUUGGGCAGAAAUAUCCGAGCAGAUUGAACUCAUCGAGUCGCUGCAUGAGAGCGAGGAGCUCUCCGCUGACGCACGGAACUCUGCUGCCUUGCUCGCAAGCAAAGUCUAUUACUACCUUGGAGAGUACGAUGAAGCCCUGUCGUUCGCUUUGAGUGCGGGCAGCGCAUUCGAAGCCGAGGGGCGCACUCCUGGAGUAGAGGAGUAUGUCGAGACAGUCAUCUCCAAGGCUAUUGACCGUUACGUCGAGGCCAGGUCAAAAGAGGAAAGUGGUGGUGAGAAGAUUGACUCCAAGCUGCAAGGUAUCAUUGAGGGCAUUCUGCACCGAUGUAUCAACGAAGGCGAAUACAGACAGGCGAUUGGUAUUGCCCUCGAAUCUCACCGUCUCGAUAUUGUCGAGGAUAUUUACAAGAAAACUCGCGACGUUUCUCUCCUCUCUUAUGCUAUGGAUGCUGUCCUCGAUACCGGUUUCUCCCUCUCGUAUCGCGAUGAGGUCCUCAAGUCCCUUCUCCCUCUCUUCCCACUCCCAUCUAGCAAGGACCGUUCGACGCAUGUCCACUCCGUUACCCGUUUGCUCGUGUCACUUGGAUCAGCAGAGCUCACUAUCCCCUUUCUCACCUCGUUCGUACCCGGCGACAAGCUUUUGGCAUACCAGCUCGCGUUUGACCUCGUUGAGGGCGGUGCACAGGACUUUCUGGAGAGCAUCCGCAGCGAACUCCCAGAAGGCAGCGGGGAGGCGAAGGAGAUCUACGACCGCAUUCGUGAGAUCCUGGCAGGCCAGGAGUCUGUCAAGCUCUACCUCGAGUUUUUGAAGAGGAAUAACAAGACUGACAUGCUGAUCCUGAAGCACUCCAAGGAUUUCUUAGAAGGCCGCUCAUCUAUCUAUCAUAAUGCACUCACACUGCAGAACGCUUUCAUGCACGCAGGUACCACGUCAGAUACCUUCCUUCGUGAAAACCUCGAGUGGCUCGCACUUGCAUCGAACUGGGCAAAAUUCAGCGCGACGGCAGGGCUUGGCGUUAUUCACAAGGGUCACUUCGCGGAGGGCAUGAACAUCCUUGGACCGUAUCUUCCUCAGCAAGGAGUCGAGAGCGGCAUUCCUGGCGCCGUCUUUUCCGAAGGUGGUGCAUUGUUUGCCCUUGGACUUAUCAACGCAGGCUGUGGAAGCGGCCGUCAGGUCGAAGGUUAUCUCCGCGAGACUCUUCGGUCAGCACAACACGAGGUUGUUCAGCACGGGGCUGCUCUUGGCCUUGGCAUCGCAGGCAUGGGCGGCAAGAACGUGGAUGCAUAUGAGGACCUGAAGCAGACGCUUUUCAACGACUCUGCAGUUUCGGGAGAGACAGCUGGUUACGCCAUGGGUCUCGUUAUGCUUGGCACUGGCGACGCUACUUAUGCUGAUGAAAUGCUUACGUAUGCUCGCGAGACGCAACACGAGAAGAUCAUCCGUGGGCUUGCAGUUGGCCUUGCCUUUUUAUACUACGGACGACAAGAGCAGGCUGACGCCAUGGCAAACGAGCUGCUCGGUGAUAAGGCUGAUCCGAUUCUCCGCUAUGGUGGUGUCUACACUUUGGCGCUAGCCUAUGCUGGCACCUCUGACAACACCGCUAUCCGCAAGCUGCUCCAUGUCGCUGUCUCAGACACCUCGGACGAUGUCCGCCGGGCGGCAGUCACAACACUAGCCUUCCUCCUUUUCAAGAAUCCCUCGCAAGUACCACGCAUCGUACAGCUUCUCAGCGAGAGCUACAACCCUCAUGUCCGAUGCGGCGCCACCCUUGCCCUUGGUAUCGCUUGCGCAGGAACCGGCCUCCAGGAUGCCAUCGACAUUCUCGAACCCAUGACCAAGGAUAGCAUCGACUUCGUCCGCCAGGGUGCCUACGUUGCUCUUGGUAUGAUUCUCGUGGAACAGUCAGAGGCGGUUUCGCCAGCGAUCGCCUCUGUCCGCCAGGCGUAUAACAAGGUCAUUGGCAACAAGCACGAGGACCCUAUGGCCCGCUUCGGUGCCACCCUUGGACAAGGUCUCAUCGAUGCCGGUGGACGUAACGUCACCAUUACCCUGCAGAGUCGUGCUGGAAGCCGCAAGACGAGUGCCAUUGUUGGCAUGGUCCUCUUCUGUCAAUUCUGGUACUGGUACCCGUUGGCCCACUGCGCUUCACUGGCGUUUGAGCCGACCGGGAUUAUUGGCCUUGACGCGACCUUACACGCACCGAAAUUCGAAUUCUUGUCGAAUGCGAAGCCGAGCUUGUUCGCGUAUCCACAGCCGAUGCAGACACCAAAGAAGGAGGCGAUCACUAAAGUAGCGACGGCAGUCUUGUCAACCACUGCCAAGGCUAAGGCUAGGGAGAAGAAGAAAGCAGCUGCAGAGGGCGAGACCGUAGACGCAAAAGAUACAGACGUCGAGAUGAAGGUGGACGACUCUGCGGCAACAGACAAGCAUGGGGACGUGUCACCUCUCUCGGGCUCUAUCUCCAACCUUCCCGAGUCCUCGAGUUCACCAGAGCCUAACUUCCAGAAGCUGUUUAACUUCUCUCGUGUCACACCUGCGCAGAUGGCGUAUGUUACCUUCCCAUCAGACUCUCGGUACCAACCGGUGCGCGCUGUGUCAGCACAUCCUCCGCGAAAGGGUCACGCAACGCCGAGCUCGCUUGCGAAUCUCGAGAAAUUUGGCGGAGGGGGAGGUAUCCUCAUUCUUGCGGACCAGCAAUCGGAGCAGCCGCCCGAGUACAUCGAGUUUACGACACAAGCAACCGCUGCCCAGCAAGACCUGGCUAGCUUCGACCGGCACAUAUCUCUAGAAGAGAAUGCUCCAGAAGCCGAUCCUCCAGAACCCUUCGAGUAUCCCUUUGACCAAGAUACGUGA